Molecule: messenger RNA, 1436 nt
Organism: Bicyclus anynana (squinting bush brown)
Lineage: Eukaryota; Metazoa; Arthropoda; Insecta; Lepidoptera; Nymphalidae
Exons: 1
Coding region: 352-1248 (298 amino acids)
Molecular function (GO): nucleic acid binding; zinc ion binding
Source: RefSeq, a predicted model, not a curated record
GCGACAUUUGAGGACAGGCUCCUCCCAGCGAGAAACCUUCGGCCGCCGCUUGCGUCGGAUAAUAGGCAAGUUGGGCGUAAUUAUGCAGCUGUGGUCUCAGAGUCUGCAUCGGACGCGUCCAGGCCAGCUGAAGGAAACGUGCCUCAAACGUCUGCACAACCCGGGCCCAGUACAGCACAGAGACCAGUUGGGUCCAAUCGGACACAGGGGGCAAAAGAAGGGACAUCUACUUCAACUUCUACACCCUCCAAAGGGGUUCAAGAGAAGAAGAAGAAAAGGAAGAAAAAGAAGAAGUAUAAGAAAAAGGAUGGACACCUGCCCGCUACGAACCAGGAGCAGCGGCAGUCUCAGAUGUCAGCGUCGGAAUGGACAAAAGUGGGUCGCAAACAGCAACUCGACCCGAAAAGCCGUGCCAGCAAACUCCGCCCCCCUGGAUCAUCAGCGGUGCUCUUGACGCUAAAGCCGGGAGUUGAGGAAAGCGGUACAACUUAUGCGAAGGUAAUCACCUUUGCAAAGGAGAAAAUCAAUGCGGCGGAUAUCGGAGCUCACGAAGUCAGACUUCGAAAGGCUGCAACAGGAGGCCGCCUAUUUGAAUUCCCUGGAGCCUCCAGUGCUGAUAAAGCGGACUUGCUAGCUAACAAGCUUAGGGAGGUCUUAGGUGAUGAGUUUGUCACGGUCUCCAGACCUAUAAAAUCUGUAGAUCUGCGAGUUACUGGCUUGGAUGACUCCGUAACUAGUGCUGAGGUGAUUGCCGCAGUUGCGUCAGUGGGAGGAUGUCCAGCUGAUCAAGUACGGGCUGGCGUUGUGGUAAGCGGUUACGAUGGACUGGGUGCAGUUUUAGUGCACUGUCCCGUAGCUGCCGCUAAAAAGAUUGUAGCAGGAGGAAGGCUUCUUGUGGGCUGGGUGUCCGCUCAAGUCAAACUGUUGGAUGCCCGACCCCUCAUGUGCUACAGAUGUCUUGCUCCGGGCCAUGUAGGUGUUCAGUGCAAAGAAGGCAUUGACCGCAGUGGGUUGUGCUACCGCUGUGGCCAACCUGGUCAUAAGUCUCGUGGGUGCUCCGCUGCGCCAUACUGCGUAGUAUGUGCAGCUGCGGGUAAGUCAGCCGAACAUCGCGUGGGAGGCAGAAUUUGUCUUUCCACAUCGAAUAAGAAGAAGAGGGGAGGCAAUAUAGAUCUGAGAAGCAAACAGUCUUCGUCUUUACCGCAGCAAACUGUAGGGCCAGAGGAGGUUCCAAUGACUGAAGAUUAGUUAUGGAUCUGAACCUCCUCCAGGCAAACAUCAAUCACUGCGCCAGAGCUCAGGACCUUCUAUUCCAGAGCAUGGCGGAGUGGUCGAUUCACGUAGCUGUUGUGUCCGAGCCUUACUACGUCCCAUCUGGGGUCGAUUGGGUGGGGGAUCGAGACGGAUUGGUAGCCAUAACGUCCCGGUCCAUCGAA